Molecule: messenger RNA, 1992 nt
Organism: Cuscuta campestris
Lineage: Eukaryota; Viridiplantae; Streptophyta; Magnoliopsida; Solanales; Convolvulaceae
Source: the annotation of a GenBank genome assembly
UAGGUGAAAAUUUCAUUAAAUUAAAUUUAAUUUAUAAAAGUUAUUUUGAAGAAGCUAAGUUUGUCAAAUAAUUUUUUAUCAACAGCCAACAUAAUCAAUUGGUCAAAACAGCCAAUUGAACCAACCGUUCAAAUCAGUCAACAUGAACAACUAUGGGCCAAUAGUAAACAACUAAAUUCCAAACAGGCCAAAGGGAGAGUGUGGAGAGAUUUGGGGGUUUAUUUUUUUUUUUUUGUGUGUGGGAUUUUUGAGUUCUAGAGAAGUAAUUGAACAGGAGUAGCAAAGGACAUGGCUGGAGGAGAAGGAGCGAAGAAGGCAGACGGGGGAGGAGAGAAGGAGAAGAAGGCAGAUGAUCCAUUUGCACCACACAAGAUCGAAGAUCAAAUGCCCCAUCUUAAGUACUGCAUUGUUAGCCCUCCUCCAUGGCCUGAAGCCAUAUUACUUGGAUUUCAGCACUAUAUCGUGAUGCUCGGGACGACAGUGCUCAUACCCACCAUUCUGGUUCCUCAAAUGGGAGGAGGAAAGGAAGAGAAAGCAAAGAUGAUCCAGACACUACUUUUUGUCGCUGGUUUGAACACACUGAUUCAGACACUGUUCGGCACUUGCCUGCCUGCUGUUAUUGGUGGCUCUUUUACUUUUGUGCCUGCAACACUUUCAAUUGUCCUCUCCGGCCGGUAUAAUGGAAUCUUGGAUCCUAAAGAGAAGUUUGAGAGGAUAAUGCGUUCGAUUCAGGGAUCACUAAUGGUGGCCUCAACUCUUCAAAUCGUUCUUGGUUUCAGUGGCAUGUGGCGAAUUGUGACAAGGCUCUUAAGUCCAAUUUCUGUUGUUCCUUUGGUAGCCCUAUCAGGUUUUGGGCUAUACGAGCUCGGUUUUCCUCUGGUUGCAAGCUGUGUGGAAAUUGGACUGCCACAUCUCAUCCUUCUCGUAAUCCUUUCGCAGUACAUACCCAACAUGAUGAAUGGCACAAACACAAGAGAUGUGUUCUACCAGUUUUCUGUUAUAUUCUCCGUUGCCGUUGCGUGGGUUUAUGCUCAUCUUCUCACAGUGGGAGGAGCCUAUAAGCAUGCCUCAAUGAGGACCCAAUUCAGCUGCAGAACGGAUCAGGCUGGAAUCAUCUCCGGUGCUGCAUGGAUAAGAUUUCCAUAUCCAUUUCAAUGGGGACCUCCCAUAUUUCACGGGGGAGAAGCAUUUGCGAUGAUGGCAACUUCAUUCGUUGCUCUGGUUGAGUCCACCGGUGCUUUCUUUGCUGUCGCCAGAUAUGCUAGUGCAACCCCACCGCCCCCUUCUGUUCUUGGCCGAGGCAUUGGCUGGCAGGGAGUAGGCACUCUGUUAUCGGCGGCAUUUGGAACCGGGACCGGGUCAUCUGUCUCAGUGGAAAAUGCUGGUUUGCUAGGAGUCACUCAUGUGGGAAGCAGGAGGGUUGUGAUGAUCUCAGCAGGUUUCAUGAUAUUCUUCUCAAUAUUUGGGAAAUUUGGAGCUGUUUUUGCAUCUAUCCCAGUACCCAUCAUUGCAGGCUUGUACUGCCUGUUCUUUGCCUAUGUAGGUUCAGCAGGCCUUGGGUUCCUCCAAUACUGCAAUUUGAACAGCUACAGGACUAAACUCAUUCUUGGGUUCUCAUUUUUCAUGGGCUUCUCCAUCCCACAAUACUUCAACGAGUACACCGCGAUCAACGGGCACGGCCCUGUACACACUAGAGCAAGAUGGUUCAAUGAUAUGCUGAAUGUGCCAUUCUCAUCUGAACCAUUUGUGGCUGGGCUGUUGGGGCUGAUCCUGGACACAACACUGUAUAAAGGGGAAACAGGGAAGAAGGACAGAGGGAUGACAUGGUGGGAGAAGUUCAGUUCAUUCACAAACGACACGAGGACCAACGAGUUCUACGCGUUGCCCUUCGAUCUCAAGUAGAGCUAUUCCCCAUCCCUGUGAUCUAACUACUUCUUCCCCUUGCCACCACCAUAACAGGCCAUUUUUUUUGGAUGCAGUUUCACACAUUUG